Molecule: messenger RNA, 2224 nt
Organism: Rhineura floridana
Lineage: Eukaryota; Metazoa; Chordata; Lepidosauria; Squamata; Rhineuridae
Product: zinc finger protein 501-like
Exons: 4
Coding region: 82-1413 (443 amino acids)
Biological process (GO): regulation of transcription by RNA polymerase II
Molecular function (GO): DNA-binding transcription factor activity, RNA polymerase II-specific; RNA polymerase II cis-regulatory region sequence-specific DNA binding
Source: RefSeq, a predicted model, not a curated record
CGGGAUGGAAGCAGUAGAAGGAGCUCCGGUAAUUUCUCUCCCCUCUAAAAUUUCCGUGCACGGAGGGAUCCUGGAAGUGGAAUGAGAUCUGUGACAUUCUCCAAGACCUCUCCCCUUUGCAUUGAGAUGGAGCCAGUUGCAGUGGAGCCAGCUCAGGGACCGGUGACCUUUGAGGAGGUGGCCGUGUAUUUCACCGAAGAGGAAUGGGCUCUGAUGAAGCCAGGCCAGAGGGCUCUGUACAGAGAGGUGAUGCUUGAGAUUCUUGGGAUGGUGACCACUCUGGCAGGUUAUGUGUGGGAGAGUGAGAAUGAGCAGGAACCGUCGGAAAUGGUAUUGGAAAGCACCAAGGAUCAGGGUGGUGGAGAGAACUUGGGAACUCAAGAUGGAGUAAAGAAGCAAGAGGAGAAGCAAACACAGACACAGGAGGAGAAAUGCAUGGCUGGUCCAUAUAGGGAUAUCCUAAUCCAACAUGCAGCUCACAAAGGAAAGAAAAGGAUAAAUUGUACCGAGUGUGGGAAAGCCUUUAGUUGCCAGUCAGCAUUUAAUCUACAUCAGAGAACUCACACGGGAGAGAAACCAUAUAAGUGUACCCAGUGUGGAAAGAGCUUCAAUCGGCAUGACAACCUUGCUUCACAUCAAAGAAUUCACACUGGAGAGAAACCAUAUACAUGCUCCGUCUGUGGGAAAAGAUUCAGCCACAGUGCAAGUCUUACUUCCCAUCAAAGAAUUCACACAGGGGAGAAACCAUAUAAAUGCUUAGAGUGUGGAAAGAGCUUUAGUCGGUGUGACUCCCUUACUUCUCAUCAAAGAAUUCAUGCAGAGGAGAAACCAUAUAAAUGCACAGUAUGUGGAAGGAGUUUCCGCCAGAGUGCAAGUCUUGCAUGUCAUCAAAGAAACCACACAGGCGAGAAGCCGUAUCAAUGCCCAGAAUGUGGAAAGAGCUUCAGCUGGGAUAAGUCCCUUAUUGCACAUCAAAGAAUUCACACAGGGGAGAAACCAUAUAAAUGCUUAGAGUGUGGAAAGAGCUUUAGGUGGAGUAGGCUCUUUACUGUGCACCAAAGAAUUCACAGUGGAGAGAAACUCUAUACAUGCUCAGCCUUCGAAGAAAAAUUCUGCCAGAGCACAAAUCUUACUUCCUAUCAAAGAAUCCACUCAUUGGAAAAGCUAUAUAAAUGUUCAAUGUGUGGAAAGAGAUUCAGUCAAAGCGAUGCCCUAACUUUGCAUCAAGGAAUACACGCAGGAGAGGAACUGUACAGUUGCUCAGACUGUGACAAGAGCUUGUCUCACAAAACGUACCUUGUUAACCAUCAAAUAAUUUAUACAGGGGAGGAAGAGUAUCAAUGUGAAAAGAGUUUCUGUGUGAGCUCAAAUCUUCCAUUCCAUCAAUCAGUUCACACGGGGAAAACUGUCUAAAUGUCUGGUGUGCGGAAAGAGCUUCAACCAGAGCGAUCAUCUUUAUAGACAUCAGAUUAUCCAUUCAAGAGAGGAGCAAUAGAUGUGCUCACGCUGGCUAGAAAUGUUUCCUUUUGCAGCUCAAUUCUGAAUACACCUCUAUAGAUAGCCAGUGGAGAGUCUUUAGAAAAUGUUUGAACUGUUGGGAAAGCUUUGCGGGAGAUUGCCCCUCUUUACUGGUGGAAGACUCCAGAGGGUGGGAGCCCAAUGAUACAAAUGUUUUAUGUAAGAGGAAGAUAAGAAGUUGUGUUACACUGAAUCCAACAUUGGCCCAUCUAGCUCAGUACUGUCGACACUGACUGGCAGUGGCUCUCCAGGGUUUGAGGCAGGAACUCUCUCCCAGCUCUACUUGGAGAUGCUGGGGAUUGAACCUGAGACCUUCUGCAUGGAAAGCAUGUGCGCUUCCUCUGAGCUAUGGCCCUGUGGAACUGCUGCCUUUUAGAGGUGUAGCUUGUCGCCCUUGCACAUCAAAUGAAGUCCGGAUACAGAUACAAGUACCAUCACAGCCUGAAUGUGAGGAGCAGGGACUUAUCUGUAGUGGUGCAACCACUUUAUCUGAUGACAUUUGUAGAGCCUUCAAGGGGCGAACAAAUAAACAUGUUUUUCCUUUAUUACCUUUUUUUAAGAAAAAUGUUCCUGAUCUCUGCUGUUUUUUAAAAUAGUUUUAAGUGCUAUUUUUAAUGUUUAGCAAUGCUUUUAACUUUCCCCCCUCAAUUUGGAUUAGUUUUAAUGAAUUUAAGAAUGUCAACAUUUUAAAUGCAUUAACUGGUUU